AUGGACUCAAGAAAAAACUUGAUUUUACUUUACUAUUCAUCGACAUGUCUAUACUCAUUCGGUGGAAAUAGCGCUUUGUGGCAGUUUGAAGCAGCUGCUCAGUUUUUUAAAUCAAACCAAUAUCUUUUGUUCGCUAAAGUGGAUGUCUCAAAAAUGGAUCUUCCUUGGCACUUGAGAGUUGAGAAUGUUCCUUGUAUAAUAUUCUUCCCUGCCAAUCGAUCUUCAUAUUCAUCUGUUUUUCCUAUGGAAGCUAUAAGUUCAACCAAUCUCUUCACCCAAUUAGUAACCUUUAUAUAUGAAAAAAUUAAUUCUGAUGAAAACAAUGAAAGCGGAGAAAUGAAUCGAUUUCAAAAUAGUUCACAAUUUGCUGCCAUGCUCACAUCACAAUUACUAGAGAGUAUUGAUAUAAAACCGUCCGAGGAAUUAAUGCAACCAGUACUUGAAGCACAUAGAAUAUGUAGUGCCCAAAUACUUUCGUAUUCAAAAGAUUUAUGUUUUAGUGGUGUACAGAAAGCUGUAUCGAUAAAAGCCCAUGAUUACCAUAAUAUAAAUGUAACUUCCACAAAGAUGUUAAGUACAAUCGAAAAGAAGUUAAAUAAACUGAAUGAUAGACUGGUGCGUGAUUCUUUUCUUCUUCUUUUAUCAUCAAAUGUACAAAAACACUUAUCUCAGUCAAUUAAAAUUCAUUCUAAAUUAUGGCAUAUUAUCAAUAAAUUGAAUUCUCAGAUUGUAAAAAAAUUGAAGAUUUUAUCGAAUUAUUCAUAUUUUCAACUGUAA
Molecule: messenger RNA, 777 nt
Organism: Heterobilharzia americana
Lineage: Eukaryota; Metazoa; Platyhelminthes; Trematoda; Strigeidida; Schistosomatidae
Source: the annotation of a GenBank genome assembly